Molecule: messenger RNA, 987 nt
Organism: Paramecium sonneborni
Lineage: Eukaryota; Ciliophora; Oligohymenophorea; Peniculida; Parameciidae
Source: the annotation of a GenBank genome assembly
AUGCAAGCAGAAAUAAAAAAUAUACCAUUGAAUUAAGGAAAAUAUACAACUUAAUAAAGAUUAGGUAGUGGUUCUUUUGGUGAGAUCUAUUUAGUAACAACAUAAGCAAAUGAAAUAUUGGCAGCAAAAUUUGUAAUAAAUAUUUUGAAUAAAUUUAGGAAGAAAUUAAAUCAAAGCAUCCUUAAUUAGGAUUUGAAGCAAAGGUUACAAAAGCAUUGUAAGGAGGAAGUAUGAUUUAUUAUAAAAAAAAAUAGUUGGGAUUCCUGUAUUUCAUUAUUUUGGAUAAGAAGCUGGAUUAAAUGUAAUGAUUAUAGAUUUACUGGGACCAAAUUUAGAAGACUUAUUCAAUUUAUGUUAAAGAAAGUUUUCAUUAAAAACUGUAAUCAUGUUAGCAGAUUAAAUGAUUUAAAGAGUUGAAUAUAUGCAUUCGAAAAGUUUUAUACACAGAGAUAUUAAACCAGAUAAUUUUCUUAUUGGAUUAGGCAGAAAAUCAAACACUGUGGUAUUUUAUUAAAUUAAUAUACUCAGUAUAUUCUAGAUUUUGGUUUAAGUAAAAAAUAUAGAGAUGCUAAAACACAUUAACAUAUUCCAUACAGAGAAAAUAAAAAUCUUACGGGUACAGCAAGAUAUGCUAGUAUUAAUGCACAUCUUGGUAUAGANAAUAACUAGUUAUUAACAGUCAGCAAAUUGUUUAAGUGUAAGGUAUUACACUUUGGCGAUGUUCUUUAUGAGAUUUAAGGAUUGAUUUUGAUUUAUUUUUUAGGUUUAUUGUUUGUAUGGAGAAUGUCUUUUAACUUAAGUACAUCAAUUGGAUUAAGAAUUUUUGAUUAAUUCGUAUUAGAAUCUUUAGUAUUUAUUUAUCUAAAAGAAGAAGUAGAUCUAAGUUUUUAAAGGUUGACUUAUGGAUAAUCAUAAGUUCUUUAAGUAGAUUGUUCAAAUAUUUAAACUAAACUUUAGUUCUUCUAUAACAAUUCUGUAAAAUAUUGA